Molecule: messenger RNA, 798 nt
Organism: Cantharellus anzutake
Lineage: Eukaryota; Fungi; Basidiomycota; Agaricomycetes; Cantharellales; Hydnaceae
Exons: 5
Coding region: 1-798 (265 amino acids)
Source: RefSeq, a predicted model, not a curated record
AUGUCCUGCAUUUCGUGGUGUGAUAGAGCACUGCUGACUGCCUUAUCAGAGGAUAUCAUUGAAAUCAGAGAGAAUGAGUUUGGAUGGGCUUACUUGGAUGACCAGAAUGGACCAUACUUUCGGAUUUUGCACCCUAUGUUUUUGGAAGGCCGCAGUAGUCCAGUGAAAGAGUCCAGGAAAGUGAAAGUGUCUCUGGCAUUGGAAAAGGCUGAAGAUUCAGAGGGCAGCACGGGGGCCAUUGAACACGCUCUACCUUCUAAGGACUUCAAAUUUCAUGUGGACGUUCAUGCCUUCGAUGACAAUGGACUUGAUGUUCCCUGCAAUGGUUUGGACUUGCUGUUCACGGAAGGUAUGGCGGUCAUCAGCACGGUUUCCCUGCAUUUCAUGCGAGCAUGCAAUACCACUAAGGGCGAAAUUCGUUCUUUUCAGUUGAAUUGGACAGCUCUUCAAGUGGUUGGUCAAACCAAAGCGUCAGCCACUGACCCGUUGGCUGUCUCUUCCUCCACCAAGAAAUGCGCUGCGGAUUCAGAGCUUCCUGGUCCUGUCAAAAAGCGUGGUCCAUUUUUCACUAGUGGCUCAAUGCACGGUGAAAGUUCCUCCCACACACUCUCACAUGCUGGCAAUGGGUGCACAGACAACUUGGUGGUCAAAGAGGAAGUGGAUGUAGAGGUGCGCACAGUUGAAAAGGUGGAAAAGGGUAAAGGAAAAGAGGAGGAUGUGUUCAUGAGUUCGAUCACCAUCGGUGCUGACGUGAAUUUGAAUGGUGAAGCAGUAAAGGAGAACGGAUGGGAUGAUUAA